AUGCUGAACUUGAGCUCGGAUAGCUGGCCAGAUCGCGAGCACGAACUCAAGCUCGAUCGACUUAAGCUCCAAUGGCCUGCUCGAGCUCAGCUUGUCGCGAUGGAUGCAAGCUUGAGGAUCUACCAGAGCUACUGCGAGGCAAUGCAGGAGUUGUCGUUGGUGAUAGCAGAGCUGCUAGGGAUGAGUCUCGCCGGAGACCGGAAAUGGUACCGCGAGUUCUUCGAGGACGGGAAGGCGAUCGCACGCUGUAAUUACUAUCCUCCAUGCAAGCAGUCGGAGCUCACGCUGGGGACGGGCCCACACGCCGAUCCCAACGCAUUCACGAUCCUGCAGCAGGAUGAAGUCUCCGGCCUCGACGUGUUCACCGGCGGGAGGUGGAGCUCCGUUCCUCCCGUCCCCGGCGCCCUCGUCAUCAACGUCGGCGACACCUUCGAGGCGCUGAGCAACGGAGAGUACAAGAGCUGCCUCCACCGGGCGGUGGUGAACCCAGACAAAGAAAGAAGGUCAAUCGCCUACUUCGUGAGCCCGAGGCUUGAUAAGGUCAUCCGCCCACCGCCGGAGCUCAUCGCCGGCGUCGAUGGCGACGGCAACGGAGAUCGUAGGAAGUUCCCAGACUUCACCUGGUUGCAGCUGCUGGAGUUCACUCAGACUCGCCACCGCGUAGACGACGAGACACUGCGCUUUUUCGUCGACUACCUCCGCUCCGCGCCGGGGGCUAACUGAACUUCGACGGGAGUUGUUUCAAUUGUCGUAAUCAGAUUGUUAUAAAUUAUAUUAA
Molecule: messenger RNA, 778 nt
Organism: Dendrobium catenatum
Lineage: Eukaryota; Viridiplantae; Streptophyta; Magnoliopsida; Asparagales; Orchidaceae
Product: gibberellin 20 oxidase 2-like
Exons: 3
Coding region: 1-723 (240 amino acids)
Biological process (GO): flower development; unidimensional cell growth; gibberellin biosynthetic process
Molecular function (GO): gibberellin 20-oxidase activity
Source: RefSeq, a predicted model, not a curated record